CACAAUGUAACAGCUAUGGUGGGUGCCGGUGUACUAGGCUUACCAUUCGCCAUGUCCCAAAUCGGCUGGGUUCCUGGAACACUGGCUAUAAUAGUUUCAUGGGUGGUGACUUUUUACACAUUGUGGCAAAUGGUUGAAAUGCACGAAAUGGUGCCUGGGAAGCGGUUUGAUCGGUACCCAGAGUUAGGAAAGCAUGCUUUCGGCGAAAAGCUUGGUUAUUGGAUCGUUAUGCCACAGCAAGCCAUUGUUCAAGUGGCCUCAGACAUAGUGUAUAUGGUCACUGGUGGCAAGUCAUUGAAGAAGUGUGCUGAUUUGGUAUGUCCAUGGCUUGGACAACUCAGACAGACUUAUUUUAUCAUGUUUUUCGCAUUCUUACAAUUGCUACUAUCCCAAACCCCAAAUUUUAAUUCCUUGAAAGGUCUUUCCUUGCUUGCUGCAAUCAUGUCCGUCAGUUACUCCAUGAUAGCUUUUGUGGCAUCUAUAAUAAGAGGUAGCCAUCAUCAGUAUGAACAUGUUCGAUACGGAGUUCGAUCACAUACCACUGCAAGUAUAGUGUUCGAUAUAUUCAAUAGCCUUGGAACAGUAGCAUUUGCAUUUGCAGGCCAUAGUGUAGUUCUAGAGAUUCAGGCAACAAUCCCUUCAUCCCAACAAAAACCAUCAAAAACACCCAUGUGGAAAGGAUGCAUCGUCGCAUAUGCCAUUGUGGCCUUAUGUUAUUUCUCAGUUGCGGUCGCUGGCUUCUGGGCUUUCGGUGAUCUUGUGGAGGAUGAUGUUCUUGUCUCGCUUGAGAAACCCCGCUCCAUUAUUGCCAUUGCUAACUUCAUGGUGUUUAUUCAUGUCCUAGGAAGUUACCAGGUUUUUGCGAUGCCUAUGUUUGACAUUAUUGAGUCUAACCUGGUGAAAAAGCUACACUUCACUCCUGGACGACCUCUUCGCCUGAUUGGACGUAGUACAUAUGUUGUUCUCACUGCCUUCGUCGGAAUUUGCCUUCCAUUUUUCGGAGGAUUGCUAGGGUUUUUUGGAGGACUAGCAUUCUCGUCAACCUCUUAUUUUAUCCCUUGCAUUAUGUGGCUCAUCCUUUAUAAACCUAAGAGGUGGAGCUUUCAUUGGACUGCAUCGUGGAUUUCCAUCAUCGUUGGCGUUGUGAUAACAAUCCUUGGACCUAUUGGAGGAGCACGCUCAAUCAUCAUGUCUGCCAAAACCUACAAGCUGUUUUCUUAGUAGUCCUGUUGUUUAUUAUAUAUGUUAGAAUUAUUCACCUUUAGUUUCCAAUAGGAAAAAAAAAAAAAAAAAACCCCAGGUAAUUUGUG
Molecule: messenger RNA, 1310 nt
Organism: Cornus florida
Lineage: Eukaryota; Viridiplantae; Streptophyta; Magnoliopsida; Cornales; Cornaceae
Product: lysine histidine transporter-like 5
Exons: 7
Coding region: 16-1221 (401 amino acids)
Cellular component (GO): plasma membrane
Source: RefSeq, a predicted model, not a curated record